Messenger RNA from Trichoderma citrinoviride, 1105 nucleotides. RefSeq lists its product as hypothetical. Gene Ontology annotation, cellular component: cell tip; cytoplasm. NCBI's taxonomy places the organism in Eukaryota, Fungi, Ascomycota, Sordariomycetes, Hypocreales, Hypocreaceae. Gene Ontology annotation, biological process: establishment of cell polarity. The transcript is spliced from 2 exons. The record is from RefSeq and is a predicted model, not a curated record. The annotation marks the transcript as partial.
CGCCACACGACGCCUUCGUCGACCCGCUCGCCAGCCACCCGUUUGGUUCCCGCGAUAACGGCCCGUCAGAGCGAAUAUAAGGGGGGGAGACGGCCCAUCUGAUUAGAAACCUACAGCGCCGUUCCGACUCGAGGGGAGCGCGAAGAAGAAGAAGAAGAAACAAAGUCAAAGAGUAGCUCGGGAGAAGUGACACGAUGCAGCCACAAGCCUCUGCCGCCCAGAGGGCCUACUCACAACGGCGAUCCCCGGGGGCCACGGAUCCUGGGCCUCCGCCAAAUGUUUCCGUGCGAGCCAUCUCGCCCGGCAUGCAGCAAGGCCAUCCCCAGCAGCGACAAUCCAAUGCCUCCGUCAGGUCCGCCCCGUCCACCAGCGGGUCGAGGAGGACAACCCGCGAGGGUUCCUCCGGGUCGGGGAGCGGUUCCAACAUGCCGCUGUCGCAAAUCGAAAAGAGCGUCACUCAUCUCCUCGUAGCCACCAAGCAGCUUCUCGAAACACUGACGCAGUGGUCGCGCGGCCAAGCAACCGAUGCGCAAGUCUCCGACGUCUACGUACGGCUAGGCUACGAGUUCAACAUGGCCUGUCGGGCCUUUACCGCCAUCAACGUCGACACCUCCGACCUGGGCAACGUGCCCGAUCUGCUUCGCAGCAUCCUCGAGGCCUGCCUGAGCCAAGAAGCGAGCGCCGAGAGCCUGGAGAAGUACCUGCCUAGAAUUCGGGACAUCAUCAUCAACCUGCUCCACGGGCUGAAGCGGAAGCAGCAGAGAUUGCGCCAGAAGCAAGGGCGUGAUCGGGAUGGCUCCGCGGUUCCGGAGCGAGCCACGAGCAUCAGCACCAUCGGGAGCGGCAGCAGCGGCCUGACCAACAUGCUGGAGGACACUCUGGAGAGCCACCGACCGCAUUCGCAUCGCCCGGGGUCUGGUCCGCAACAGAAUGGCCAGUCGUCACCUACGCGGCGCUUCAACGCCGAGAGGGACCCAUCUAGGGGGUCGGUCGCUUCAGAGGUGUCUUCCAUUUCCAGCGCCACUAUGCAGAGCAUGCCCGUGAUGCCGCCUUAUCCAACAGACGACUCCUCUCUACCGGCAGGACCGCCGCCCGCACCAGAGCU